AUGAGUUCUCAUGUUAUCACUCCUGGACCGUACCGGGCCACAAAACUGUGGAAUGAGGUGACUCGUUUGUUUCGGGCUGGUAUGCCCGUCAGGAAACACCGCCAGAACUUCCGGCACCACGCCGCCUGCUUCACCGCCUCGGCCGCUGUGGAUUGGAUGCACCAGCUGCUCCGUAGCAACAACAAUUUUGGCCCUGAUGUCACCAGGCAGCAGACGGUGCAGCUCCUGAAGAAGUUUCUGAAGAACCACGUGAUCGAAGAUGUGAAGGGUCGCUGGGGCACAGAGGAUUUGGAGGACAACAACACUCUGUACAGAUUCCCCUCCACUUCCCCUCUGAAGCCCAUUCCCUGUCCAGCCUCGGCCCCUGGCUCUAUUAAGAAAAAAUCUUCAUUCAGGGACAAGGAGAGUUUCUUCAGGUUUAGGAAUAUCAAGAAGCAGCUUGAGAAGGAGACACAGGAAAAUGUAGAUCCUGCCCUCCAAGCAGAGGGAGAGAACGAGCCAAUAGGAGAGCAGCAGGUGCCGAGACGAGAGCUGACGGUGGAUGAUGAACAGGAGAUCUGGAGAGACAUCACCCUGACCCACCUGCAGAGGAUUCUGGGCGUUGCAUCUCUUGAUGAGGUCUUAGACCAACGUUAUGUAAACCCACAGAACAUCAUCCAUAAUAUGACCAAAGUCAACAAGCAUGGAGUGGUCACACUGGACGACAAGACCAAUGACCUUCCACACUGGGUGUUGUCUGCCAUGAAGAGCCUGGCCAACUGGCCGAAGUACGACAGCGCGCAGCCGUCCUAUCCCGGCUUUGAGAGGGACGUCUUCAAAACAGUGUCUGAUUACUUCUACAGCCUUCCGCAGCCAGUACUCACAUACGAACUGUAUGAACUAUUUAUCAACGUCCUGGUGUUUUGCGGGUACGUCGCAGCGCCCGCAAUACCCCAGCGCGGGAAGCGCAAGAAGCCGGACCUCCCCUCAGUCCCGCCUCCAGCCAAGGCUUCUUUCCGCUCCACAGAAUGCCUCCUCCUGUCGCUGCUCAGACAGGGGACGUGCGACGAGACGGAGUCGCCAAUGAGCGAGGUGAUUGGCGGGAAGCUUCAGUCGCGGCUGGCGGCGCUGGAAGGAGGCACUGCCGGCGCGGGUGACGGUCGGUUAGGUGGCAGCUGCGUGAGUCUGAGUACAGUUGGUUCCACGAGGCCUCGAACCAGGAGCUGCUCACUGGAAACCAUCCUAGAUGACUCUGCCCCGCUCACCAGGCAAGUGCUGUUCCUGUCCAAUGACAGCCUGGCAUCCUGCGCCUAUAGCAACAGGUGCCAGGAUGACGGCCCUGUCAUCACAACCCCCCACAGUCAUGCCGACUCUAAAUCUGCGUCCAAAGCAACCCCCUUAACUUGUGAAAAGGCUCCAGGAGGUCCAACCAGAAGGUACAGCCGCUCCUUGCGGCCGCACAGCGUAGGUAGCUGUCUGGACAUAGUCGUAGAAACCAGGGAGGAAGAAGACAAGGAGACCAAGUGGCAGGGCCGAGCAGCCAGCUGCCUCAACGUCAACACUCCUGCAGAGCAGCAUCACUCCUCCUCCGCUUCACGUCCUCCCUCGUUGCCCUCCUAUCAUCCCUCCUUUUCCUCCUAUCAUCCUUUCGCCCCCUUCCCUUCAUGCGCUUUGGCCAAAGUACACGGGCCCCAUGCUCCUACAGGACCUAGUGGGCCCAGACCCGCCUCCAGUACCUCUGAUCUUUGGACGCUCCCUGCACCUGCUGUCGCCCGGCGCUGCCUCAGCUCUCUGGAUGUGUCGAAGCCUGUUUCACUGUUCGCUCCGCCUGUCCGUGUGCCCGCCAGCAUCUCCCAGCCCCCCCAACCCAAACCUGAGCACAGCCUUCUCCAGCCUCAGUGUGAGCGUGUGGCCAUCGAGGCCCUGCAGCUUUGCACCCUCCUCCUCCCCCCCAACUCCCGCAGGAAGUUGCAGCUCCUUAUGAGGAUGAUGUCGCGCAUCAGCCAGAACGUGGACAUGCCCCGCCUCCACCCCGCCAUCGGCACGCGGACACUGAUGGUUCACACGUUUUCCGGCUGUGUCCUGGGCAGCGCCGAGGAGUGUGAUUUGGACGAACUGUUAGCUACCAGACUGGUGUCAUUUCUAAUGGACCAUCAACACAGCAUCCUCUCGGUCCCAGAGUACCUUCUCAGUGCUAUCAAUGACCAUAUACAGUACCUGCGCACUGUACAGGUCCCCAUCGAUGGUGUUUCCAAUGUCGAUGGCGGCAAUCCAGUUUGCGUUCCAAUGCCCAUGUACGCGUUCUGCCGUCAAAUUAGCGGCGCCGAGUUUGAACAGCAAAAGCUGGCCUCUUCCCAGAAGGCCAUGGAGGAGUUGCUGGAGAUGCUGCUGGCCGACCAAAACAUGAGUGAGAAGGACAGACGCAAGAAACUGAAGCAGUUUCAGAAGCAGUACCCAGACAUCUACAGUCGUCGGCUCCCCUCCUCAGACGGCACUAACAACAAACCAAAGAUUAAACCUCCACUUCUCAACAUCAAGAAGACCAAAGCUUUCAGCAUCAGGAACUAAACCAACCAUACAGGUUGUCCCCAUUCUAGAAGCCGCAGUCAUUGUUCCGCUGCACUGAUACUGCACUGAUACUUAGAGAUCUCGAGAAUUCACUCCUCGUUGCGGCCGUUAACUCGUUCUCGUUUUAGUUUUAGUCAUUCCUGCCGUGUCUCAUGUACUGUAUGUAGUAAUGGGAGAGAUAAUGCAGACUGGAAGACUUCUGUGUGUGUGUGUGUGUGUGUGUGUGUGUGUGUGUGUGUGUGUGUGUGUGUGUGUGUGUGUGUGUGUGUGUGUGUGUGUGUGUGUGUGUGUGUGUGUGUGUGUGUGUGUGUGUGUGUGUGUGUGUGUGUGUGUGUGUGUGUGUGUGUGGGGGUGUGUGUGUGUGGUGACCGCUGAAUAAGAUGAAGGAAAGUCGACAGUUCAGUUCACAUUGAUUACUGUGUUCAAAUAUAAUAUGGUUUUAUUAAGCAAGGUUUUUUUUGGGAAAAAGUUUUUGAGUAACAUCUGUGAUAAUUUGUAACGGUCAGAUUUUCUAUCUACCCAUUUUCUUUUCCCCCUCCUGUCUUCUCUAUUGCUUUGGAAGUGUGUGUGUAUGUGUGUUGCAUUUUGGGAGAAAUAAUUCUAUGAUCACUGGUCAAUAUGGGAAUAUUUAGAUUAUAGAUUUCUUAAUUUAUAUGAAUGAUAACAUUGGGAGCAGUGCUUAGAUAUCCUUGCUUGAGGUGUUUCUUGUCAUGUUAACUGUUUUUAUAGACUUCACUAAACAUUGUUUAUCAUAGAUUCUCAAGUUUAAUUUAAAAUGAUCUUUAGUUUUUAGAUGUGGAACCUUUUUUUUUCCUUCAGAAUUGUCAUUCUUGUCCUUUGAGUCUUUUCUUCCUUUUUGCUUUUAAAGCAGUUUGUACAGGAAUGUUUAAGGCUUUCUCAUCGGGGAUCUUUUGAUUUUCAGGAUCUCCGCUUUUUUUCCAUAUACAACUCUGUUAUUUUGAAAUGGAGCUGGCCCUUCCCAGUUUCUUUCAUUCCAUGAGUUUGUGUCUCAUAUCCAACCCAUCCCUGUUUAGUUUAUUGGAUAGAGAAAUGUUUUGCACUGGAGUUAGGCAUUGCAAAUGGCCAGCAAGCUUCUGCCAAUCAUCAGAAUAGUUAAUUUAUACACAUUUUAAUGUAUAUUUAGACUCCCUAGAGAAGGUUUCCCUAAACACCUGUCAUAAUUUGGGUUGAAGGUUGCUAAUGCUUAUGAAUUUAACCUUGCAUGUUUUCUCAACAGCUGUACGCAUUGCCUCUAAUGAGAGAAAUAGUUGUCAAAAAGCAUCCAUUCAUUUCAGUGAUGGACGCUAUUCAGUAAACAGAAGUGCAAUACAGAACCCAUUUUAUGUAUGAGUGUCUGAGGUAACAUGUUUGGCUUAAAAUUUCAAACUAUUUUUUAUUUAUCUGAUAUGAAGUAUUAGUUCUACCCUGAUGUGUUUGUCUAUACCUCAAAAGUGUGUGUGUGUGUGUGUGUGUGUGUGUGUGACAUCAGCAGUGUUAUCAGGGGUGUUAUAUUGUACGCCUACACAGUUGUGCUCUUCCUCUAUAUUGUUUACUAUGCAAAGUCCUGGGAAAUAAAUCUGUUUAGCAGUUUAUUUAUA
Messenger RNA from Perca fluviatilis (European perch), 4145 nucleotides. RefSeq names its product DEP domain containing 1a (gene depdc1). The transcript is spliced from 12 exons. The coding region runs from base 1 to 2547 and encodes 848 amino acids. Gene Ontology annotation, biological process: intracellular signal transduction. Lineage: Eukaryota; Metazoa; Chordata; Actinopteri; Perciformes; Percidae. The record is from RefSeq and is a predicted model, not a curated record.